ACGCACAUAACCUUGAUCGCGUCGUUUUACUGUUGCUCUGGACAUCACUCUGUAACGAAGGAACAAUGAACGGCAGGACAUUUCUCGCUCUCGGUGGCAUGCUGCUGGUGAUCGGCACCGCCGUUGCCCAAACCACCAACGGCCCGGUAGAGGACAUCAACCGGCUGGACAAAGCCCGCCAGGAAAUGAUCAUCAACAAGCUGAUCCAGGCCCAGGAGCAGAUCCAGCGGGCGCUCAAGCGAAUGCUGAAGGACUCGGUUCCGGUCAACGGUCAACCACUGCCCGGAGAUGGGUCUUACGGAAGCGAUGAAGCGGACGGAAGUGACGAAUCCGACGAGGAGCACAAGUGGCAGGAGAUGAAGCGCAAGAAGAUUGCCGAGUCGCGUGCCCGCGUUGAGAUGUACGUCAAGGGCAUUGCGUCCAACUUCCUGGAUAUGGCUGACUACAUCGAGAAGAUCGACGGCAAGGUCGAGGAACAGCUGAACUCGCAGCAUGGCAAUGUCAACUACAACCUGUACUACAACAAGAAGCCCAAGCCGCACCACCAUCACAGCAGCGAGGAAUCCGAGGAGAAGUUCAACUACCGGAAGCGCCCGUCGCGACGAGGAGGCCGGCAGUUGGCCGUUGAGGAGGAGCCCGUGGUUGAGGAGCAGCAGGAGGAAGAGGUUAAGACCAUUGACGGAGAGGAAGUGGUGCAAACUUUGCCCGUCAAAGGAACUGAAUAAACUUACUGGGAUUUUUUUUUAAUUGAAGGCAUUUUCUUGGAUGUAAAUGAAGGUUCGGAGCAAGUUUUUAAAAUUUGGGGAUUUGAAAAUAAAUUGUUUUAAAUAUUUGA
Molecule: messenger RNA, 835 nt
Organism: Culex quinquefasciatus (southern house mosquito)
Lineage: Eukaryota; Metazoa; Arthropoda; Insecta; Diptera; Culicidae
Exons: 2
Coding region: 66-725 (219 amino acids)
Source: RefSeq, a predicted model, not a curated record